Penicillium olsonii is the source of this 1317-nucleotide messenger RNA. The record is from the annotation of a GenBank genome assembly. Lineage: Eukaryota; Fungi; Ascomycota; Eurotiomycetes; Eurotiales; Aspergillaceae.
AUGCCCGCAAAGUCGCGAUUCACGAGGCUAGACGCCUUCGCCAAAACCGUUGAAGAUGCCCGCAUUCGCACGAACUCUGGAGGCUUCAUCACCAUCGCCUCCUUGUUGAUUGUGAUGUGGCUAGUAUGGGGAGAAUGGGCGGAGUACCGACGAGUCGUGGUGCUUCCUGAACUCGUCGUCGACAAGUCUCGAGGCGAGAGGAUGGAGAUCCAUCUGAACAUGACAUUCCCUCGGCUGCCGUGCGAACUGUUGACUCUGGAUGUCAUGGAUGUCUCUGGUGAACAACAAGUCGGCGUCGCGCAUGGAGUAAACAAGGUCCGUCUGAGCCCUCACACCGAAGGAGGCAAGGCGAUUGAAAUCCAGUCCCUGGACCUGCACUCCCCCUCAGAGGCCGCCAAGCAUCUUGCCCCAGACUACUGCGGUCAAUGCGGUGGUGCCAACCCCCCAGCCGACGCCAUCAAGCCCGGAUGCUGCUCCACUUGCGAAGAGGUUCGCGAGGCCUACGCCCAGAAGCAAUGGGCCUUCGGCGAUGGCGGAAACAUCGAGCAGUGCAUGCGUGAAGGAUUCGCUGAAAAGCUCAGCCAGCAGCGCCGUGAGGGAUGCCGCAUUGAAGGUGUGCUCCGCGUGAACAAGGUGGUUGGAAACUUCCACAUUGCGCCAGGUCGUAGCUUCACAACUGGAAACAUGCACGUCCACGAUCUUGACACUUACAUUGUGCCCAAUGCGGGCCCAGCGGAUCAACACACCAUGUCUCACACCAUUCAUGAGCUUCGCUUUGGUCCUCAACUCCCUACUGAACUGGCGGACCGCUGGCAGUGGACUGACCACCACCACACUAACCCUCUGGACGACACCAAGCAGGCGACCGACGAGCCCGCGUACAACUUCAUGUACUUUGUAAAGGUGGUCUCCACAUCAUACCUGCCCUUGGGCUGGGAUCCUCUCUUCUCCGCCUCUAUCCACAGCGCCUAUGACAAGACCCCUCUAGGUUCCCAUGGCCUCGGUUACGGUGCUCAAGGUAGCAUCGAGGCGCACCAGUACUCUGUGACUUCGCACAAGCGUCCUCUGUCUGGUGGCAACGACGCGGCCGAUGGCCACAAGGAGCGCUUGCACGCUGGUGGUGGUAUUCCCGGUGUCUUCUUCAACUACGACAUCUCUCCCAUGAAGGUCAUCAACCGCGAAGCACGCCCAAAGACUUUCACCGGUUUCCUCACUGGUGUUUGCGCUAUCAUCGGUGGUACAUUGACUGUUGCCGCUGCUCUGGACCGCGGCCUCUACGAGGGUGCCAUGCGUGUCAAGAAGAUUCACUCGAACUAG